AUGCCUCCCAAAAGGGUAGUACUCGAUCCACUCCUCAUGGAGAUGAACCAAACCACCCCAACCGCAACUACUCGUACGAUGAGAACAACUCACCCGGAUCCCCAUGCGACCCCCACUGGCUCAGUGCCCGCAACAACUCUUUCGAUGCCAAGUCAGCUGGAUCCCCAUACAACUCCGGUUCCCCAACCCGCUUCUUCAAAUGAAAUCACCGACGAGACUGACGAUGCUCCUAAGAAGAAGGCUCCAAAGUGGACCAUCGAUGAAGAUAAGCAGCUCUGUGCUGCUUGGUUGAACACGAGCCGAGACAGUAUUGUCGGAACCGGUCAGAAAGCUGGAACCUUUUGGGAACGGGUUCACCAGCUUUAUACCGAUCUUGUUGUUGAUUACAACAAGGAAAACAAAAGAUCAAAAACAAUCAAGCCUUUACCAGUCCAACUCGUCAAUGCGAUCGAAUGUCGUUGGGGUCACAUUAUGAGGGUCUGCAACAAGUUUGGAGGAUGUUAUUCGCAAGUCGAGCGUCGCAUGAGGAGUGGGAUGAGUCGAGAUGAUAUUCUUUCUGAGGCGAAAGAACUUUACAAAUCCGAGAACGAGUCGGCUUUCAAUCUCGAUCACUGCUGGGGCAUUUUGAGAGAACAUCCAAAAUGGCAGGCAACACAGCAGGAGAUCGAUCUCAGACAGAAGAAGUCCAAGGACCCGCCAAGUAGCACACCUGCGACCAACGAGGCUUCUUUGCCAUCGAGUCCUCAAACAACCACUCAACUAGACGACGACGACGACCGUAGUGCCCUGGGUUCUGACGCACGUCCGGAGGGCAACAAAGCGGCAAAAAGGAAGCGAGAAGAAGAUUCGAUCUUGCAGAAGAUCAUCAAGACCCAAGAAGACUUGGUCAAGAUAUCGAAGGAGCGAUCGGCAUCUGUGCAAAAGGCGUUGGAGGAGGCUGCGGAGGCAAAGAAGCAGGAGGCAGAUGAUCGCAUCAUGGCGAUGGAUCUGUCUGGGAUGGAUGAUGAAGCUAAGGCAUACUGGCAAAAGAAAAGGCGUGCAAUUUUGGAUCGACCAGAGUAG
Puccinia graminis f. sp. tritici CRL 75-36-700-3 is the source of this 1062-nucleotide messenger RNA. RefSeq lists its product as uncharacterized. The record is from RefSeq and is a predicted model, not a curated record. Lineage: Eukaryota; Fungi; Basidiomycota; Pucciniomycetes; Pucciniales; Pucciniaceae. The coding region runs from base 1 to 1062 and encodes 353 amino acids. The transcript is spliced from 2 exons.